AUGAGGAACCUGCCGAUCCUCCUCCUCUCCCUCUGCUGGAGCCUGGGGCGGGUGAAUGGUGUCCAUCCAGAAUGCAGAUUUCAGCUGGAGAUUCACAAGGAGGAAACAAGGUGCAUGGAACUUCUAAAGAAUGCAAAGCCAGUGGACUACAAAGGAUGUGUUGGAGUUUGGGAUAACAUCACCUGUUGGCGUCCUGCAAAGAUUGGAGAGACUGUCACUGUCCCUUGUCCAAAAGUAUUUAGCCUUUUUUCUGGCAAACCAGGAAAUAUUAGCAAAAAUUGUACGAGUAAUGGAUGGUCAGAUAUUUUUCCUGACAUCUUAAGUACUUGUGGAUAUAACGACUAUGAAGAUGAUUAUAAGGUCAACUUCUAUGUAAGGGUGAAGGCAAUUUAUACCCUUGGACACAGCGUAUCUCUGAUUGCUCUUACUACGGGAAGUGUAAUUCUUUGCCUUUUCAGAAAACUUCAUUGUACUCGGAACUACAUCCAUCUGAACCUGUUCUUCUCUUUCAUUCUAAGAGCAAUCUCUGUUUUAGUCAAGGAUGAUAUUCUCUAUUCCAGCUCCAACACAGCUCACUGUCCAGAGGAUCAAACCUCAUGGGUGGGCUGCAAGGCUAUUUUGGUGUUUUUUCAGUACGGUGUUAUGGCAAACUUUUACUGGCUCUUAGUUGAAGGACUUUACCUCCACAUCCUCCUUGUGCUAAUAUUCUCCCCCAACAGACACUUCACAGUCUACCUGUUGAUUGGAUGGGGAAUUCCUACCAUAUUCAUUAUUACAUGGACAGUGACACGGAUCAUUUUAGAGGACACUGGUUGCUGGGAUACAAAUGAGCAUGGUGGUCCCUGGUGGGUUAUACGAAUACCAAUUUUAAUUUCUAUUAUAGUGAAUUUUAUACUUUUCAUUAGUAUUAUAAGAAUCUUACUGCAGAAAUUAAGAUCUCCAGAUGUUGGAGGAAAUGACCAGUCACAGUACAAGAGGCUUGCAAAAUCCACGUUGUUGCUUAUUCCAUUAUUUGGAGUUCACUACACAGUGUUUGCUCUAUUUCCUGACCGCAGUUCCAAUAACUAUAAAAUAAUCUUUGAGUUGUGUUUGGGAUCUUUUCAGGGGUUGAUUGUUGCAGUCCUGUAUUGUUUUUUGAACAGUGAAGUGCAAGGGGAGCUGAAAAGAAAAUGGCGGAGUUUGUGCUGGAAGCAGACAGCAGGCAGAGAUUACAGACUCCACAGCUCUUCGAUUUCUCGAAAUGGAUCAGAAAGCGUUUCUCAGCUCCACCGGAAUUCAAGGGCUCAGUCAUUUAUGCAGACAGAGACCACCAUGAUAUAAAUCAGCUAG
Messenger RNA from Gymnogyps californianus (California condor), 1329 nucleotides. RefSeq names its product vasoactive intestinal peptide receptor 2 (gene VIPR2). The transcript is spliced from 13 exons. The record is from RefSeq and is a predicted model, not a curated record. Gene Ontology annotation, cellular component: plasma membrane. Gene Ontology annotation, molecular function: peptide hormone binding; vasoactive intestinal polypeptide receptor activity; G protein-coupled peptide receptor activity. Bases 1 to 1320 code for a protein of 439 amino acids. Lineage: Eukaryota; Metazoa; Chordata; Aves; Accipitriformes; Cathartidae. Gene Ontology annotation, biological process: cell surface receptor signaling pathway; adenylate cyclase-modulating G protein-coupled receptor signaling pathway.